CAAAACCAAACACGAUCACAACGUUUUAAAAUCUUGUUUGAUAAAUUGUCCUCAGAAAAUAUUCUUGACCUCUUUGAAUUAGAUCUCAUUCAUGUCAGUACGUAGAUUGUAUAAAUUAGUGUUAAUUUGAGUCAUAAGUAAUCAUGAUGGUUGAGCGCUACUAUUUCUUCCACCACAAGCCACCGGCGGCCACCCUUGAGAUCCUUGCUUUUGACACAGCUAACACCAUGCGCCGCCUUGUCUCCCUCUACAACUCCCUCACCGAUGCAGAAAUUCUCAAGCUCUGCAACCACACCAUCAACUCUAAAGGAGUCGUCUACUUGAACUCCGAGCAAGAAUGCUUCCUCCUCAACCUGGCCUGCGCCGAACGCCUCGGGGAACUCGACAUUGCCGCAGCGUCCGUCUCGCAGCUGGGCCGGAAAUGCUCCGAUGCCGGACUCAACCAGUUUGACUUUGUCUACGCCGAUCUAAAAGCCGGCAUGAUCAACACUAGAAAGCUCCAAUUCGGCAGCCGAAGUGUACUAAAGAGCGUUGAGAAGAUGGAGAAGUUGGUCUCGGCCACGGGGAAACUUCACGAUGCAAUGGUGAGUCUCGCCGAUAUGGAAGCUUCCGAGAAGAAGGUGCAACAUUGGAAAGCCUUGGGCUGCAAAAACUUCGGUUAUAAAAAUCAAGUGAGCGUAGAAAAUUUGUGCGAUCAAAUAGCUUUUCAGAGAAAGCAAGUGAGGCAUUACAAGGAGGUGUCACUGUGGAACCAAACAUUCGACAGGACCGUAAGACUCAUGGUUCGGAUAGUCUUCAUCAUCUACGCCCGAAUUUGUUCUGUUUUCGAACCCUACAUUUCAGGCCUUCCAAAGAAUGACCAGAAUUUGGAUGACUGUUAUUGCCUCCUUGAACACCGAGAAUUAUACCAAAACAAUUGCUGUCUGACAAAUCGUGUAUCCAAGUCGGGUCCAAUCUCGAAGACAAACAAAUCAGGACCGAUUCAAUUCGCCCCCGUGGAAGAUGAAAUCGCAAGAAACAACAGAGUGUGGAUGAUGGCGCCACCGUCGACGGUUGGCGGGUCAGGGCUAUCGUUUAGGUACGCGAGCGUCAUUAUGUUUGCGGAGCGUUGCCUACACUCACCAGGGACGAUAGGAGAGAGCGAUCGUGAGGCUCUAUACGAGAUGCUGCCGGAGAGACUAAAGGAGAAGGUGAGGAAGAAGAUGAGGGGGCAGUGGUUGAAGGGGGAGGAGUGGGAGAAGGGAGGGGACGGACGGUCGCCUGCGGAAGGGUGGCGAGAGGCGGUGGAGGAGAUAAUGAAGUGGCUGAUGCCGGUGGCGCGUGAUACGACGAGGUGGCAGGCUGAGAGGAGUAUGGAGAAGCAGAGGCACGACUCGAAGCCGACGACGCUGCUGCUGCAGACAUUGCAUUACUCUGAUUUGGAUAAGGCGGAGGCGGCCAUCGUGGAGGUGUUGGUGGGGUUGAGCUUUAUAUUUAAGUAUCAGAAACGACGUCGUCAGUGAUGACUUUAAUAUAUAGAAAUUAAAUUAGGGUUCUUUUUUUUUUUUAAUUACAUUUUCCCUCAAUCUAAAUUGAUUCUUUUUUUAGUAUUUUAGUUCACAAGAUUUUAAAUGAGAGG
Prosopis cineraria is the source of this 1618-nucleotide messenger RNA. RefSeq lists its product as uncharacterized. Bases 144 to 1502 code for a protein of 452 amino acids. Lineage: Eukaryota; Viridiplantae; Streptophyta; Magnoliopsida; Fabales; Fabaceae. The record is from RefSeq and is a predicted model, not a curated record. Gene Ontology annotation, biological process: positive regulation of growth. The transcript has a single exon.